AUGUUCUGCAACCCUCCUGCUGGCAAUCUCCGCAUACCGGACGAGAUCGUUCCUGUUAGCGUCAACUACCACUUCACUCGCUGCAAUGUCGAAUGCGGGUUUUGUUUCCACACCGAAACGUCGAGCUACAAGCUCCCACUCCCCGAUGCUGAGAGAGGCCUCAAGUUACUGGCCGAGGCAGGCAUGAAAAAGAUGAAUUUUUCAGGCGGAGAACCCUUCCUCUAUCCCAAGUAUCUAGGUGCAUUGUGCCGAUAUUGCAAAGAGGAUCUCCAAUUGGAAAGUGUUAGUAUCAUCAGCAAUGGGACCAAAGUGACGGAAAAGUGGUUGAAAGAGUUUGGGUCGUUCGUUGAUAUCUUGGGGAUCUCUUGCAAUUCGGUUUAUCCCGAAAACAAUGCUAAGAUUGGACGUGCGGAUCGUGGCUCCGGAGUGCCAUUUGAUAACGUGGGACAGUUAUUCCAGAUCAGGGACUGGUGUAAGCCACUCGGAAUCAAGUUCAAGCUGAACACCGUUGUGUGUUCACUCAACUGGCAGGAGAGUAUGGCAGACAUGGUGCAGAAGCUCGAUCCUUUCCGGUGGAAAGUCUUUCAAGUCCUCAUCGUGGCCGGCGAAAACGACACCGACGAACGAAAGAGGAAUGCAACACAGUUCAUCGUCACAGAUGAACAGUACGAAGCUUUUUGUCGCCGACAUCGACAUCUGAAAUGCAUGGUUCCAGAGCCAAACUCGGUCAUGAAGAGCUCCUACCUGCUUGUUGACGAGUACAUGCGUUUCCUCGACAAGGGGGAUGGCGAUGAGAAGGUGUCUGACCCCAUUCUGAAAGUUGGUGUACAGAAGGCUAUCAAGCAAGUUCGGUGGGAUCAGGAAGAGUUUCACAACAGAGGUGGUAUCUAUGAAUUGGGGAGUACAGCCGAGAAGGAGCAAAGUUGUGGUACUGUUCUUCAAAAUAACGGACUGGAUUGGUGA
Mollisia scopiformis is the source of this 963-nucleotide messenger RNA. Its product is annotated as radical SAM enzyme. Gene Ontology annotation, molecular function: 4 iron, 4 sulfur cluster binding; catalytic activity. The coding region runs from base 1 to 963 and encodes 320 amino acids. The record is from RefSeq and is a predicted model, not a curated record. The transcript is spliced from 5 exons. NCBI's taxonomy places the organism in Eukaryota, Fungi, Ascomycota, Leotiomycetes, Helotiales, Mollisiaceae.